CUGGUGACUGGGGCAUUCUGCUUGGUCGAUGCCAGGAGGUACUUUGCCCAGCACAGUUCAGGCAUCUGCGUUUGAUAUUUGGUGAUAAGGUUCCAUGAUACUCUGUGUUUCUUCUUUCUUCAACCUCUCGGACUUCAAGUUCUAGGAGACCUUAUCAGAUACCUUUCCGAUCAGAGAAUAGGUAUUUCAUAUUUUGCUAAAACUUAAGUUCCAAGACCCUGACUUGACCAUGGAGCAAUACAUUCUCGACAAUGUUGACCGCUACCAGAAGCUCGUUGCUGAGUUCAAGCCGUCAACAUCAAGCUCCAAGGGGAGCGACACAACCGAGACCAGCCCGGAUAUUGUGGUGAGCGCCAGGGUGCGGCCAAUGCUAGAGGAUGAGCUCGCCCAAGGCUUCCCUGUUGGUGUUCACAUCCGUGACGACACGAACACCGCCGACUUGCACGAGUUGCAGCAGCCUGUGAGAGGCCCCGCGAGGAUCAGGUCUUUCGAUUACUCGGUGGACAGGUUGUAUGGUCCUGAUGCUUCAACCCGCGAGCUCUACGACGAUCUGGUCCAACCGUUGGUCCCUUGGGCCUGGGGCGGCGGCAUUGGAACCCUGUUCGCAUACGGCCAAACCGCGUCCGGCAAGACCAUGACAGUCAGCGGCCUGGAACGGCAUGUGGCUGAGCAUAUGAUGGACGGGUCGUUGGAUGGCGACAGGAAGAUCUCCAUGUCCAUCAUCGAGCUGGCAGGUCAAACAGCAUACGACCUCCUCAACGACCGCAAGCAGAUCUCCAUCCUCGAAGACUCGUUCGGCGUCACUCAGAUGGCUGGUGCCCUGGAGCACCAUGUGACCGACAAGAAGACCCUCCUCGAGUACAUCGAUGCCGCCGCCGCCCUCCGUAGCACCACGCCGACCCUCAGGAACAACAGUUCUUCUCGCUCCCACGCGAUUUGCCGCUUUCGCUUCGAGAACCCGCAACUUCCUUCCGCCAAGGACGGCCUUCUCUACCUUAUCGACCUAGCAGGCUCCGAGGCCGCUCGUGACAAGGUGGCCCACGACACCAGCCGCAUGAAGGAGGCCCGCGAGAUCAACUCGAGUCUGUCGGUCCUCAAGGAUUGCAUUCGCGGCCGCGCGGUGGCCGAUGCCGAUUCGUUCUCGGGCAAGACCAACAAGAAGCCCGCUUAUGUCCCCUUCCGGCAGAGCACCCUGACCAAGACGCUCAAGCACGUUUUCGACCCGGCGAGCACCCGCAGCUGCAAGACCAUCGUCGUGGCCUGCGUCAACCCCUGCCUGGCCGACCUCGGCGCCAGCAAGAAUACCAUGCGCUACGCCGAAAUGCUGCGCGUGCCGAUGCCCAAGGCGAAGGUGAUGGAGUACAACCCCGGCAUCCCGGCGACUUGGAACAACGAGCAGCUCCGCGACUGGAUCCAGCGCAACUCUGGCGAGCCGUCCGUCAACCCGGCUGUCCUCGCGCCCUCGGAGAACGGCCCGCAGCUCCUGCGGCUGCCCACCGCCGAGUUCAUCACCCGCUGCCUCAAGACCGAGGGCGCCACCGUUGAGCAGGCCCAGGCAUUCCACACCAAGCUCUGGAAGCUGCACAUCGACUCCCAGCGCAACGCCGCCAAGCUCACCGUCGCGAAGACGACUGACACCGCGGAGGCAUCCCGUCAAGAGCUGCUCGACUCCAGCGCCGACCCGGAGCCGGAUGCGUCCAAGAUCCCCUUCCAAGAGCGCAUCCGGCCCGGCAUGGUGGUGAGCUGGACCCCGCCGGCCGAGUAUGCGUCCUUUGCGGUGAACAAGAAGUGCUAUGCCAUGGUCAUGUGCCCGGUGCAGGCUGCCGGUGAGCGGGCCAGGGAUGCUCAUGGCGAGUUGGUUAAUGCCGUGGAGGGCAAGGGUGAGGGUUACCUGUGCGCGCUGGUCAUGCCUGCCUUGCUUCCCGGCUCGUUUGUGGUUGGUCUGUGGCGCCAGGUUGUGGUUCGUGUCGAGGAGAUGCAGGCUGAGGUUUUGAUGGAGUGGGAUGAGGCCACGAGGUACUACUACAUGACGGUUUAGGGGGCGGAGAGGGGUAUCACCGUCCUAGGUAAGGUCCCUAACCUCUGGGUCCACGUCUUGUAUUCACCACUCCAAGACAGAGCA
Chaetomium fimeti is the source of this 2122-nucleotide messenger RNA. RefSeq names its product P-loop containing nucleoside triphosphate hydrolase protein. The record is from RefSeq and is a predicted model, not a curated record. Gene Ontology annotation, biological process: microtubule-based movement. The transcript is spliced from 4 exons. NCBI's taxonomy places the organism in Eukaryota, Fungi, Ascomycota, Sordariomycetes, Sordariales, Chaetomiaceae. Gene Ontology annotation, molecular function: ATP binding; microtubule motor activity; ATP hydrolysis activity. The coding region runs from base 230 to 2038 and encodes 602 amino acids. Gene Ontology annotation, cellular component: spindle; kinesin complex; centrosome.